Propithecus coquereli (Coquerel's sifaka) is the source of this 1411-nucleotide messenger RNA. It is a transcript of the gene ERGIC2, whose product is annotated as ERGIC and golgi 2. Gene Ontology annotation, biological process: retrograde vesicle-mediated transport, Golgi to endoplasmic reticulum; endoplasmic reticulum to Golgi vesicle-mediated transport. Gene Ontology annotation, cellular component: endoplasmic reticulum; membrane; COPII-coated ER to Golgi transport vesicle. The transcript has 10 exons. Lineage: Eukaryota; Metazoa; Chordata; Mammalia; Primates; Indriidae. The record is from RefSeq and is a predicted model, not a curated record. The coding region runs from base 90 to 974 and encodes 294 amino acids.
GGCGACCCGGGCUUCUGUGAAACAUGGCGGUCGGCUGGGACCGUAACACAAGCAUGACCAUAUGAAGGAAGAGGAAGGUUUACCUGAAGAUGAGGCGAUUGAAUCGGAAAAAAACCUUAAGUUUGGUGAAAGAGUUGGAUGCCUUUCCGAAGGUUCCUGACAGCUAUGUAGAGACUUCAGCCAGUGGGGGUACAGAUGUUGGAGCAGAUGUAUUGGAUUUAGCAGAAACAAUGGUUGCAUCUGCAGAUGGUCUAGUUUAUGAACCAUUUUUAUAUGAUGUUUCUUCUGUUGUUUGUGGUGUAUUUAGGAUGCUGCAGCUGAUUCAGAGUAGGCUACAAGAAGAGCAUUCACUUCAAGAUGUGAUAUUUAAAAGUGCUUUUAAAAUUUCAUCAACAGCACUUCCACCAAGGGAAGAUGAUCCAUUAGAGUCUCCAGAUGCAUGUAGAAUUCGUGGUCAUUUGUAUGUCAAUAAAGUAGCAGGGAAUUUUCACAUAACUGUGGGCAAGUAUGUUCUUUUCUUUUGUUGCUGUUGGAUUGAUGAAAAAACAUGUUUUGCUUUUAUUCUAGACAACCAGAUGUUCCAAUAUUUUAUUACAGUUGUGCCAACAAAACUACAUACGUAUAAAAUUUCAGCAGACACCCAUCAGUUUUCUGUGACAGAAAGGGAACGUAUCAUUAAUCAUGCUGCAGGCAGCCAUGGAGUCUCUGGGAUAUUUAUGAAAUACGAUCUCAGUUCUCUUAUGGUGACAGUUACUGAGGAGCAUAUGCCAUUCUGGCAGUUUUUUGUAAGACUCUGUGGUAUUGUUGGAGGAAUCUUUUCAACAACAGGCAUGUUACAUGGAAUUGGAAAAUUUAUAGUCGAAAUAAUUUGCUGUCGUUUCAGACUUGGAUCCUAUAAACCUGUCAAUUCUGUCCCCUUUGAGGAUGGCCACACAGACAACCACUUACCUCUUUUAGAAAAUAAUACACAUUAGCAUCUCCCGAGUGAAGGAGAAAAACUUUUUGCCUGAGAUAUAAAACCUUUUUAAUAAUAAAAUAUCGUGCAAUAUAUUCAAAGAAAAGAAAUAUGAAUGAGAAGCAGGAAACACACUUAUUUUAAAAAAGAAAAGGAAAAAUAACCCCAAACUGAAAUUCUAUAUAUGUUGUGUCUGUUACAAAUGUCCUAGAAGAAAUUAUGCAGCUAAUCAGUGAAUAAGCCCAACUGGAGUAUUGCUUUGAAGAUGACUCCUUCUGAUACUUUCACAGCAAAUGGGCAGUAUGGAAAUCAGACCUUGCUUCUUGGUGACAAAAAGCCUGAAGGAAAGAAGUGAAACCAAAUCUAAAGAAAAAGGCAUUGAUAAGUGCAAAUGUUUGCGUCCUUUUGUUUUUAAAGAUAUGAUGUCAGAAUAAAAUAUGGAAAACAUAUGGAAAA